Porites lobata is the source of this 15773-nucleotide messenger RNA. The record is from the annotation of a GenBank genome assembly. Lineage: Eukaryota; Metazoa; Cnidaria; Anthozoa; Scleractinia; Poritidae.
AUGGCGAUCUCUUCAGCCGAGUGCAGCACAUGGUUGGCUGUAUCCCUUACUAUAGCGGUUGCUGUAGUUGCAGUGAACUUCCUAUCAAUUAUUAUUUUUGUAAAGAACAGUAAUCUUCGCACUCGUUCCAUGUACUUGGUCAUAAACUUGACCGUGGCAGAUAUGUUUGUUGGAGGAAUUUCCACUAUCAGUAUAAUAGUAUUAGUUUUUCUCCUCAACGAUUGCGAAGCUAGAAAUGUGUUAUUCACCUCUAGUUUUAAGCGGGAAUGGCAACCUAUUUUGCUUGUGCUUUUCAUGAUCGACACCUGGCUUUCUCUCAUCUCUGCAGCAGGUAUUGCAGCAAUUUCUUUAGAUCGGAUGCAUGCGACGUUUCGUCCAUUCAGGCAUCGCAACAUCAAAAAAUGGGCGUACGGGGUAACAAUUGCGGGCGUCUGGAUUUUAACUGCGUUGAUAUUAAUAACCUUUCCGUUAAUAAUUCGGUAUGGGGACUGGCUACAGCAACAGUGGCAAUUGUUAUUUCCUUUCUAUUUAUGGCUCUCAUAUUGUUGCCUUUGCCUUAUUGUUAUCUGUGUUUCCUACACCUCCAUUGCUUUAAAAUUUUGGUGUGGAACCCGUCCUCCGUCACAUGGUGCUGCCAAUAGACAAAGAAAACUGACUGUCACAUUAUUUAUAAUGACCAUUGUAUCUUUGCUGUUGUGGUUACCAGAUAUUAUAUUGACUUUUCUUUUUUUGACUGUUAUACACAGUCUUUCUUUCACGACAUUUUUACGUUUGAAAUUGUAUUUUAUUCUUCUAUACCACACAAACUCGCUUGUUAAUCCCAUUAUUUACACAAUCAGAAUGCCAGAGUUCAGAAGAGCUCUCCUAAUAUCAUUUAAACGUCGACAAAGAGAAAAUGCUGUUAUUCCUCUUCAAGCCCGUUAAUUUAUCAUGUCUAACACUUUAUUGUAAGUUCAAAUGAUGACCAGUCAACUAUGUCAACUUUUGGUCUUUUGCCGAAUGAAAAAAACUCUUGAAAAUAGUAUUUUAAUGCACAGUUUUAUUACUAAACUUUAUAUCGAUAGAGCGAUUUUCCUAUGACCUUAACUGAAAAAUGGUUUCGGUAAGUAUUUCGUUAUUGGUUUUAUCAGCCAAUGAAUAUAUAUAUAUGAAAAGAUCAAAACAUGGACUCUUCUUUUUCCUGCCAAAGAAAACCUUAAUAUGUAGAAGGCAUUGUUCGAUUGGCCGGUCGUGUCGCAGUAUGACGUCAAAACGAAGUAUCGAUUAAUUUCUGGAAAGUUCUCGGGCAUGACGGUUUUUCACCCCAACGUUUGCUUAACCAACCAGAAAGUCACUUGCGUUUGUAUCCGUUCGAUAAACCAAUCAAAUCGCUAUAUUUCCUUUCGUUAGUUGUCUCUGUUUUGUUCGCGUGUUUUCAUUUCAAGGUCAUACGAAAAUCUCUCUAAAAAGAGGGGGGUGAAUAGGUCCGCGGAUCGGCGGAUUUGGCCUUAAAAAGCUCACGGAUUGUGGAUUUCGGCGAUAAAUCGAGGGGAUUCGCGGAUUUGAAAAAUACCGUGGAUCGCGGGUCAGCUGAAAGUUUUGGCCCGGUUUCCGGAUUCUGUCAGUCUAGAAGUUCGGAUUGUGGAUCGGAUUAUCAAUUUUCGGUCAGCCUUGGUCAAUGUGCUGGUGUUUUGUCGGCUAACGUUCCACUUCCGAGGUUUCCGGAAGAGACUUUCUAGUGACCCGACGUAUAUACAUGUAUUCUAGUAUAGACAGCGUGACGAAAAUGACGUCAGGCAACCUUGCGCAUACCUGAACCAUGUGUCACCAUGCAGGAACCACAUUCAUUUCGUAAGAUGAGAGUUACUGGAUUUUUGGGCCCUCACAUUUUAAUGCUAGGAUUGACAGCGACUCAUGAACUAUAAAAAAAAUCAAAUUUACAAAAUGGUCGGUGAAAUGAUAAACUGGAUUUUGCUCCUUAUAUCUAAUGCUAGGACUGACGAUCAUUGAGUACAAAACAAACUACGAGUAAAUGAAACUCUGUAUCUGCACCUGAAAACAAAUGCAGUUUGCCGUGGCUAACCCUUUUACCCGUUCUGUUGUUUAAAGUGGGAACAUGUUUAUGUGAAAAAGAUUAUGGUCUCAAGACCUCCAAGGUGAACCAUGGAAAAUACUUACUGGUAAGCAAAUUACCAUGAAGUUGAGUUCUGCCUCUUCCGAAUUUUGCGGCUCGACUAGAAGCAUGUCCAAAGUGAUGUCAGUAAGUAAAUUUAUUGAAAAAUCUUUUACGCAACACCAGAUACUUUCAUUUUGCAAACAUGCAUACUAUUUGAUUAGUCAAAUCUGUAUCAUUGGAAGAAACAUUAUAAGCUCUGUCCCUAAUGCUUAAUGUUUUGAAGCUGUAACGAAAACUUCUUAAACAUGAAGUCCCGCAUCUGUUGCUUUUCAUGCUACAACGCUACUUUCUAUAUACCACGAAAAAUUUUUAAAGUAACACGGAUUCGGAUUUGAACAAAAAUUAAGUCGGAUCGACAGAUCGGGCCUAAAAAUACCACGGAUCGGCGGAUUUGCAUACCCCUAUUCACCCCCCUCUGAAAACACUGUAAUUACAGAAGCUGUUGCUCAUUUAAAGGGGCUUCCUCACGCUAUUUGCUAAUAUAUUUUUAAAAUGGAUAAACAGUCCUUCGCAUCAAUUGAUUUCCAAAAACAAUGGUCCAGUUUUGUUUUAUUAUUUUUUUAAUGACAUAUUUAUGCAUUGAAAAAGUCUUCUUGUUGUUUUUGCAAAGGGUUGGUAAGGAUGAGCCAACGUUUUCAAGUUUUAGUGUUAUCCAUGCAUAAAAAUUAUUAUGGUUAGUCGGCUCCCUGACCAAUUUGUUUGAUAUCUUCUUUAUAACUCUACAGGAACAUUUUUGUGUACGGCUAAAGGCACUAAGUAAUGAGGUCAGCAAAGAUUUUACCUAAAACAGCAAUAUUCCCGUGUCAUAGCUCCUCUAACCAAUUAAAAAACCCAUUAAAUAUUAACUCGUUAAUAUUCAGUAGGCGUAAUGUCCAAUGAACUUGAGGAAUUGUCCAAUAGAAUUGACACUCUUCUCGAGCAUUUUUUUUCCCCUCCUUUACGAUUAUUAUGAAACUUAACAGCUGAAAUUUCAUUCAUUUGGAUAGUCAUAUUGCGAAGGCAGACAGACGCUUAAACUUUGUAACCCGAGGGGUACUCCCUACAACGGCCUAUACCAGGAGGCUCCGCCUUCAUGCAUAUGAAAGGGUAGGGAUUUCACUUGUUGAAGUACAUGAAAGGGGCGAGAAAGGAAGAAAAACGGCUAAAAGAGGAAUUUCAUGGCCGGGAAAUGGUCUUAAAGACAUCCUAGUUUAGCGAUUUAAAGGGAUGCAGUGUUAACUAGGUAUGUGAACUGAAUAUCAUUUUCCAAUAGAAGGUAUAUGAAAGGGGUACCAGUUUCCGUCGAAAAUGGUAUAUUAAAGGGUAAGGGGUUGGACCGCAGGGUGGGUUCGCCAUAUAAAACUCCCCUUCUCGGGGGGCUGUGUACUUCAGUUGUUCAAUGUAUUUUCAUAAUAUUUGACCAAAGCAGCCUUUGUUAUUUUGGCUGCUUUUGUUUUCCAUUUUGCAAUGCAUUAUUUAGCAAUCCUAUUGAAAUGAAAUACUAAGGGGACAUUUUUGAAGCUCUUCAUUCAAAUCACGCACAGCGCGUGUUUUAAGCAUUACAUACACUUCAGUAAAACCAGCGGCUAAGAAGUUUGGUUUUAAAUUUGCCAAAUUUGCCAGUUAGGCCUUCUCUAUAUUAACCUGUUUAGGCUAAAAUUUGAAACAGGUCCCUAUUAUUGUUAAAAAUCAGUAAUACAAAUCUGUACACUUAGGCACUAAAAUAACUCAACUUUCAGGGUCCUCCUUGGAGACAUAGAAGCCUCAACUGCAGUGUAAUGGUAUGCGGGUUUUACAAAAGGAAUAACUGGAUACAAUGUCUUUUUUUUUUCAGUAGAAAAUAAGAACCUAUUUACAAACCAAAAUAACCUAAAUUUAUGCUAAUUUCCUUUUCUGUAAGAACCUGUUUAAAAUGCAGGCUCUUGGUUGCGGGUUUUUACUGUAUUUAGCUAAUUUAAUUCGAUCUUUUCUUGACGUUUUUAAUCAAGAUAAAAUAUUCGCUAUCAACAGGCAAUUUCCGAGUUCCACAAACCCUCCCUUUCCCGAAGCAAGGCUAAGAGCAAAUCCUUUUUGUGAUGAUAAGUUUCAUUUGCAUGGGAGUAAAAAAAAUGUCCGAUUUUCAUUGCAAUCAUUUCGCUUAGAAACAGAUGGGGUAACUGAAAGAUGGCCUAUUAAUAUUAUACAUUAGGUUUUUAGAAUUUGUUGUUAUACACGGUUUCAUAGUGUAAUAUUUUAAUUUGUUUUUUUUUUUUUUUUUUUACUUCGCGAAGCACUACUACGCAUGUAAGCUGCUAAUGCGUAUGUAAUCGGUAAUACAAAGGCUUGAGAUUUUCGCGCGAACUGCGCAAGCCUCACAAGCCCGUAGGCCCAGUAUCAGCUACUCAACCUUCCUUUCACUUAAUCGUUCGCGGCCACGUUCUUAACCAAGGCAAAAAUACGGGCUGUUUUACAUUCUAAUAUGUAUGUGGCCAUUGAUAAAAUGUAACAGAGUAUAUGUAAAACGAAGCGAAGAUCUUGUUUCUUUGUACACCUUAAUUUCUACUUUAUAUAGGGCUUGUUAACUGUUGCUAGACUUUCUAAAAUGUCAGUGUCAGUAAAUAAACCAAUUUAGAGUAUUCAAUAAACUUGCUAUUUGAACAUGAUUUUACCAGUGGUGUUAUCUGUGAUCAUGGCUUUUUAAUAGCUUUAAUAGCAUAGGUCACAGGGAAAGGGUACAGACUAUGAUGAAAUGGGAAUAAGACACUUACACUGUAGUAUGGGAAACUUGUCGGCAUCACGAACUCAACUCUCAGCCGUUUCUGAACAAGCCAGCAAUAAUACCGGGCUUUAUCCGGUUUGGGAAAAGGAUAAGUUUAUUGACCGAGACCCUCACUGGUACUCUCGUGUCUCGUAGAGUUAAAGAGGCUAUGGUCAAAUAAGACUUCACCUUAACAACAUCAGACAUUUUAAUGUUAAAACAGGGAAAGUGGAAUAGAGAUUCCUGAAUCGUAGAUGCCCUACGAUUAGACAACACAACAACCGAUCAGUAUCACUGCAGAUCGCUGAAAGAACAUUCUCAUCCUCAAAUUAUGCCAACAGUUCUUCGUAUCGAAGCCCAACAACCUUAAUUGCAAUUAAAGUUCUCUGUUGACUAGUUAUUGGUUUUCACUUUUUUUUAGGUCCAUUUUUCGAGUUUGCUUCUUGUUUCGUAAUAUAGCGAAUGCAGAAUUAUUUCAAAAAGACAUUUCUUAAAAGAAUCUUCGAGAGCUUCGCUUUGGCCUUAUCUACAUAUUGUUUGCUUACUGUGAAUGAAGGGGAAAAGCACCUGAGCUGUUUUCAAAGAAUAUACCUUAGUCUAAACCUUUUCAGCUCUUUUCUUUUAAGCGAUUUAUAUAGGAAUGAUAGAUCUGCGACUCGACCGGGGAAAAUGCAAAUCCUCUAAGUUAAAUAGUCAUUUUUCUUUUGCCUUUCCUGUUGACUCAGGACCCCCUGUUGCUUGAUAAUUUUUUGAUUAAAAAUGCUAGUUAGAGAGAAUACACCAGUAUCUAUAUAAUAUUCGUGGAACUUCUCUUCAAUCUUUUAGCUCGACUCAAGGAAAGUCUACAAGAUCACCUCCAGCGUUCAUCUUCAACAGUUUUAAGCAUGUUAAAAAGACUCGGCUCAAAUUGAGGAUCGGUUUAACCACAGGCUAAUCAAUAUGACAUUGAACAGUUCGUAGUAAUAAGCAACAGACCACAAAAGAACGACGAUUUCAAACAAAUUGAGCCAAAACCGGUUCAUCCUAACCGACCACGGCCCGCCCUAAUCUUGUACGUAAUUUACUUCUUUUCACCAUUCGAUCUUUACACACUACAAAAGAGUCGAACCUUCUGUAAGCGACCACCCAAAAUGCCACGUCUUGCGGGAGGUAUCCACUUACGGGAAAGAAUCCCCAGGGGGUCUUUACCGAGAAGAUGCCCGGACAAAUCUACUUUAUCGAAGAUAAUAUAGUUUGUUGCAUGUAAUUUCUAAGCUACAUCAUCAUACAGACGUCGACCUCAUACAAAAUGCAUUAUCUCACAAUUUUUCAAGACAAAUUGCUCUCAUUCAAUAUUCACAACCAUCGAAGUACGCGUGGGCUUUUAGCGUGCCUAGUUGCAUGUUUUUUCUUAAUAAGUUCUUCGUAUAUUCUAAGUAGUAUAGUACACACAGUAAACAUAGAGGUCUACGGUGGCCGGUAGGAACAAAACAGAAUCACAAAACUCAGAACAGAAUCACAAAACCCUGAAACAAAAUCACAAAACCCAAAACAGAAUCACAAAACUCAAAACAGAAUCACAAAACCCAAAACAGAAUCGCAAAACUCAAAAGAGAAUCACAAAACUCAAAAGAGAAUCACAAAACCCAAAACAGAAUCACAAAACUCAAAACAGAAUCACAAAACCCAAAACAGAAUCACAAAACUCAAAACAGAAACACAAAACUCAAAACAGAAACACAAAACUCAAAACAGAAACACAAAACUCAAAACGGAAACACAAAACCAAAAACGGAAACACGAAACUCAGAACAAAAUCACAAAGGAAAGAAGGCACACAAAGGACAAAACGUAGACACACCCUCCUCCCCCACCAUUCAUUCCCGUACCUUUUUGUCUCUUAGCCUCUCGACUGCCGCCGUUUAGUGAGACAGACGAGACACUGACACGACUGACACAGUCGACACACGUCUACAUGUGUCAUGCCAUCUCAUUCAUGGCCUAUGGUGUAAGCCACUUGGAAAGGUUUCCAAUUUCACCGGAAGUAAUGCUGUUUUUUUUUUUUAUUAUUAUUAUUUGUAUCCCGAGUGCGAAUUUAAUUUUUGUUUUUUACUUUUCUCGCAUACAAAAUUUUGCUUUAAGCCUCAGAGAACGUUAAAUGGAAGUCAAGAAAUGUUGUUGGGGUCGUUUCUUUGACUGCAUGAUAAGCAGUAACAAAUAACGAAAGCUUGCUUUUUUAAAUUUCUCUCCUGCCUCCGCCAUCGUAUAGAUCCAGCUUGCCACCCUUUCUUCUCCCGUCUCCCAUACCCCUCCCGCCCCCUGUUCUCCCGGGCUCCCGCCCCCCUGUCUCCCCCACCAACCAAGACGGAAAAUCACCGAGAUUCCAGGGUGGUAUAGAUAUUCUAAGGGUUGGGGGCUCAACGCAUUACAACACGUUUAAGUUGUAUCUGGUUCUGAGGCAUCUUGUCAUGGAACGAUAACCCAUCAAACAGCCUGGUCCAUUUAAUUCAUAGCGUACCGCUCGCCGUAUUUCGUGAGCUGCACUUUCGUUAUUUCUCCUUCGAAGAAUAUAUUUAAUGUUAAUAAGGUAUUUUAGUUGUCUUACGGUUAUAGGAAUGCCGUGGUAAAGGGACAAAAACAUAACGAUGCUAGCGUACUUGUAACCAAUGAAUCAAUAUGAGCGUAUGCAAUCUUCCAGCGAAGCAAAAUUGCUCACAACCGGACAGGCGGGAAUAGCAUUAACGAAAACAAGUUGAUAUAAUAGAAAUACGAAAACAGUGGGGGAAAAAGGAAAGUGAUUUACCAAAGAAGCCAUGUGCUACACUGAGCAGGAGGUUUAACCUUUGUGAUUACACGUGUCAGUCUUAAUUAGUAACCUGGCUAAUCCACUGUUUUGUGUUACUGUUUUUUUUUUUCUCUGUUAUCUAUUUUGUAUUUCCGUUUUUGGUUUUGUGUUUCCGUUUUGAGUUUUGUGUUUCUGAUUUGAGUUUUGUGUUUCUGUUUUGGGUUUUGUGAUUCUGUUUUGGGUUUUGUGAUUCUGUUUUGAGUUUUGUGUUUCUGUUUUGGAAUUGUGCUUCUGUUUUGGGUUUUGUGAUUCUGUUUUGGGUUUUGUGAUUCUGUUUUGAGUUUUGUGAUUCUGUUUUGAGUUUUGUGAUUCUGUUUUGGGUUUUGUGAUUUUGUUUUAGGGUUUUGUGAUUCUGUUUUGUUCCUAUCGGCCACCGUAGAGGUCAGACAAUGCGUGAGGUUAUCGUUUCACAAGAGGUUAAAAACAGUGGAUAAUCAUUAAAACGACAGCUCCCAAAAGUGGUCGUGAUCGCUUACAGGAGGUGGUCGUACACUAGAGGUUCCAACUGUAAGACUUUGACUGGGAAAAAUUUGGUGUUUUGGAUAGAUGGUCGCUUACGAGAAGUGGUCGCACAUGGAAGUUCAUCCAUAGUAGAAAACAUGUAUUCCUAAAGGGCGGACCAGCAGUUUUUGCUUUAGUUUAUACUUAGUUGGAUAAUCCAAACUUAUAAGUGCACAAUAAUGAAAACAAGGCUAAGCAAGGAGCGACCACAAAUUUUGUUCCGGAACAAAGAGGAAACGGGAUGUUUCAAAUUAAAUAUCCCCAUGGCAGUAUGGAUAAAUUUUUAAGCGCUGUGACGUUUGAAAAUCCCAAAUUUAGACGAAAAGUCGUAUAUCUAUCUAAUCCAUCGAAAAGUUUAAAUGACUUGAUGCCUUUGUCGUGGGCUUGGUCCCAUUAGCGUAAUUUAAAACCAUUCAUAACACGCGAAAUAUGUUUAAGUCUUCGUGCCUUAUAAAUAUCGUUCGAAAUCGUACGAUAAGGAAAAAAAAAUGGCAAAAAAUUGCGUUACUUCGGAUUGCCUCCAAAUUUCGCCCACAGGAAGUUACUAGAUUUAGCCAAUUAUGUGCCUAGUUCCAGCCUUCCAGUCUUGUGUUUCCUUCCACACUUCUUCCGUGCUCUAUCCGCUUCGAUUCCGGCGUGCUUCAAUUCAACAGAACAUACAACGCACUCAAGGCUUCUUGAUUCAGUCAAGGAUUCUGGAGGAUAACAAGCAAAACAAACGCAAAAAUCGAGGUAAGAAAACAGUCUAAGUCUGCAGCACAUGUUCUGACAGCGAACAAAAUAAAUUUGUAUAAAAUUCUUAGCCGCUCUACAUUUUCGAUCGAUUUUCGGGCUGUACUGUUUUGCUUAGAUAUUGAAAAAAAAUGUUUAUUACUACCAUAUUACGCAAAAUGGACAAUUUUUCUGUCAAAAUGAAAUUUUUUUUAAAAGAAACAUCAACGAUAAAAAGUAACACGGCGUUUCGAUGCCUCUACGUCAUCAUUAUCAAAUGCGAAGAAAAUUAGCAAGAUUUGGUGAUUUAUAAUUAUUCAGAAAAAGAAAGUGUCAGGAAUAUGUCAAGUUAAAUUCAGGCGUGAAAAUGGAGCAAACUAACAAUUAAAUAAAAGGUUUCGCCCGCAUGGAGUCCACUUGAAUGUCACCGAAACGUCGUGUUACUUUAAUUUAUCGAUGAUCUUUCUUUUAAAAUGUAUGUAAUCAAUCGUUAUCAAAAUGAUGUUCUUUAUAAAUUUUUUUAAUUAUUAUGUAGAAAAAUGUUUUGUUAAUUUUUUUUGCGGAAUAUUAUGGGUCUCCUGAGACCGAAAAUUUUUUUUGGAAAGUUUAUUCUUUUCCAUUUCCAAUGAGGUAUAGCUUUAUAUGGAACUGUAACUAACAGCAGAGAUAUGAUUUUUUAAAGUUACAUGGUCAAUUUACUUAAAAUUUUUUAAGAAGACAAUGAGUUUUAAAAGCCAUUCAUUCAGAAGAAGCGAUAGUUUCUUGGUUUGAAUUUUGGUGACGUCAUGUGAAAACCAAGAAUUGAAAGCCACAGUAACCUUGCCAAUGUUCAGUUUCACUGACACCACGUGAGCUUCCACGGUUAACGUUGCUGUAACUUUGUUUUUAUUAAUCAACAAUUACAAUAAAGUCCAACUAUAAUGCGCACUGAUUGGUUGAAAAAGCGUGCUUUAUGAGUGUAAAACACGGAGCUAAAGCUGUCACAUCAUCUGCUAAAGGGAGAAUUUCUAAAAGGAGAAAGUAAUGCUUGGGGAAUUUAACAGAUUCUUUAUUAUCAAACAAAAUUAAUAAAGAAGUCUUCAAUGAGCUCUGUUCUUUUAGGAGAAACUCUCGACUACGUCGUUGGUAACUAAAAAGCAGUUGGUAAUUUAUUACUUGUUUUUGCUAGAACAAAAGACAGAAAGAAGCUGCAAUUAUUUUGCAUAAUAUGUGGGUCGUUAGUGAAGUUUGCGAGUUGUAUAAGACCAUAGUCGUUAUACGCGUUCAUAUUAUAAUACAUGUAGUUUGGAUAAAUUAAUCGUUGAGUCGUAAAUUUAAAAAGGGAACAAGCACGAGCAGUAGCUUUAACCUAGGUACUGUUAGUUUCCUUUAUUAAACUCGUGUUAAAAUCCAGGGUAAAAACUCACACUUCGCUGAUAUGCAAAUACAGUUGAACCUCCACGAAGCGCCCACCCUCCGAGUAACGUCAAGUUGCUCCUUGCAGGUGCGUAGCGUAAGAUUUUGAAAGUGUGCGCCACGUGAGGAAGAAAGUUUGCAGCGCCGAGGGCGGUGUAAUUGGUUCGGUUCGGGGUCUUGGGGCAUGCUCCCCCAGAAAUUUUUUUUUAAUUUAGGGUCUCGAAAUGCCAUUUCCAGCGUUUUCUGUAGGACAUUUUCAGUAAAUUGAUACGAGGAAAAUGCAGUAGUUAGUUGUCUCUUGCUUGUCGGUAAGGUACAGUGCCUUCAAAGUGAUGUCGCUCCACCUAUGAAAAAACAACGGAGUGACAUGACCUCUGAGCGAGUCGCCCGUCGAUGAAGGAAUGAAGUCGAGACAUCUUUACUAGCCUACUGGGCAUGAAGAUAAAACGCCAUAUGACUUUAAAGGAAGAUUUCGAAACCGAAAAGUACAUCCACAUCAUCCAAGGUCCUCACGUCGCGGACAUCUUAUGCAAAAUGGAGAAAUUAAUGGGUCGUGAAUUUUGCUACGUUCUUGUAAUUUUUCGGAAUUGCAAGGACCACACUUAUAGUGAACUCACUGACAGAUAUAUGUAUAAAAAAACUAUAAUGUGAUGCGUCUUAAUGUAUAAAACAAAAACAUUUUACGAGAGAAAAUAACGAAUCGGUACUUUGUUUCUUGAGUAUCAAACUCUAAAUAAAAUUUCAUCUGACCUGCUGUUGAGAAAAAUUUAAUGCUAAUAACUUAUAUGUUAAAUAUAUAUUUAUGACAACACUCCUUUGCCGAGUGUGAAAGAUUCCCAAGCUGGGCUGACUUGUUUCGAUGUUUUAUUGCGAGGGAUACAAUACUUCUCCUUACGGUAUUAUUCAGCUUGUGAGAGAAUCACUGUGCAAAAAUAUGGACAUUUCCAUGUACCACUUUAUCAACGUUUACAGGAGGAACAUGAAAUCACCACGUUCCUAUGAGCAGCUUUGUCGCGAGGUACAUGGAAAUUUCCUUGUUCCUUUUAAACAGCUUUGUCUCGAGGUACAUGGAAAUUUCUAAGUUCCUUUUGAUCAGCUUUGUCUCGAGGUAUAUAAAACUGUUCCAUGUUCCUUUUAAACAGCUGCUUGGCAUUAACAUGGAAAUUCCCAUGUUUCUUUUGUAGAAAUAUCCUUAAUUAACUCUAUUUUUGACAGUGUGUCUUAGUUUUUGGCAGUUGUAAGUGGUCUGAGUUUGAGGCGUUUAAGUGUCAAAAAACCCCAAAAUGUUCAUUUGGCAGUUUUGGCAAAUAAUUACCAUUUAACAGCAGACGUAUUAAACAUAUUUCGUAGUUUCUAUCAUAAGACGACGGCAAUUUAUUAGCUUUGAGCUAUCUCUUUACCACAAUUGAAAAUACAAAGACGGUACUUGCAAGAUUUCAUUAGAUUCUCCUUUUCCUCAUUUUUUAACCUAACGCUUUAUUGAUGUAUUUAGCAAAAUUUAAGCAGUCAAAGCAAAUUGUUACUUAUUCUCGAGGUACAUGGAAAUUUCUAAGUUCCUUUUGAUCAGCUUUGUCUCGAGGUACAUAAAACUGUUCCAUGUUCCUUUUGAACAGCUGCUUGGCAGGAACAUGGAAAUUCCCAUGUUUCUUUUGUAGAAAUAUCCUUAAUUAACUCUAUUUUUGACAGUGUGUCUUAGUUUUUGGCAGUUGUAAGUGCUCUGAGUUUGAGGCGUUUGAGUGCCAAAAAACCCCAAAAUGUUCAUUUGGCAGUUUUGGCAAAUAAUUACCAUUUAACAGCAGACGUAUUAAACAUAUUUCGUAGUUUCUAUCAUAAGACGACGGCAAUUUUAUUAGCUUUGAGCUAUCUCUUUACCACAAUUGAAAAUACAAAGACGGUACUUGCAAGAUUUCAUUAGAUUCUCCUUUUCCUCAUUUUUUAACCUAACGCUUUAUUGAUGUAUUUAGCAAAAUUUAAGCAGUCAAAGCAAAUUGCGACUAAAGAGGUUUCAUUCUUUCAAAUAAUGACAAAAGGGUAUUUUUGGCUGAAUUUCGUAACUUUUGGGCAAAAAAAAAAAUCGCCAAAAUACUCAUUGUUUCCCCUUAAAUACUACUUUAGAAUAUCAAGUAUAAAUUUAGAAAGUGUCAUUACGGCUGCAACUGUCAGAACUGUUACCUUAACUCAAGCGUCACGUUCACUCCUGCUAUUAAAAGGGUGACAAAUUAACAAAGGGAACAAUUUACUGAGAGUGUACGAGACUUUAUAUUGGAAGAGUUUCAGUGAACGUUUAUUCUUAUGAUUUUAAACGGCGAUCAUUUUAAGGACGGUGGAGCAAUCUGUUUAUCUUCACGUUGAACGAAGAAACGCUUGACAUCAGUUACGGCAGUCCAGGAAAUGAAUUCCUUUGCUAACUUGAGCCAAAAUUUUUCUGCUGUCCUCCUUCAAGACAGCCAACCAGCUCAGUAUUUGUUGGAAAGGUAGGUGCUAUGUUAGGACUUGCUGCGUGAAAAAAAAACAUAACGAUAAGCCUUUAAAACUAUUUAACAUUUCCCAAUGAACAGCAAAGUCCUCGCAUCGCGAAGUUUAAGAAAAAUGAGCUUUAGCACCGACGACGGCAACGUUAGCGAAAACGUCACUUUAAAAAUAAAUUCUCGUUUUUUCAAACUUUCCUGCGUAUAUUCCUGCUCGCUUGAAAUGUCAAAUGUGGGCGAAUUUUUCUGGAGUUGAAAUUUUGGCAACCGCACUCAAGUUUAAAAAGAUAUCGAAGAAAAAUUCGCCGUCGCUUGUUAACGUCACGUCGUAGUUGGGUGACAGCAGAGAUUUUAGUAGUCACCGUCACAGUUAAACCUCGCUGAAUUUUGUCUUUCUUUUAAAGAGAAGCUUAGAUUCACCAUACCUUGUAGAAAGAAGAUUUUAAGAAGCGUUUGUAACUGGAAAUCACCAAAAAACCUCUUCAUUCUUUUAGGUUCUGAAUUAUAACCUAGAACGUUGAGCCUUUUAAAGUUCAUCGAAGGAUAAAUAAGAAAAUACCACUUUAACCACCCAAACAAUUGCAAAGGGAACAAAACAACAAAAGAUGUUACCACAUGUUUUGAAAAACAGAUGUUUUGUUUGCUUCAAAGGCCCUACCCUUUAACGGGAAACACAAAACACAAUUCUGGUUAAAGGCCUAUAAACGGUUACAGGAAGCGAACAAAAAGCAGUUGUUAGCAUGAGUGGGUAGCAGUCGCGUGAGAAGGUAAAGGCGCAAAUAAUGGCGAUACCCGCGAUGAAUUGGAAAGGGCGCACAUCCCUUACCUAGUUCCCUGCGCAGGCUGAGAAACUGUAAUAAACGAUUUUGUUCCUUCUACUGGGGUCAUUAAAAAGGAAAUUCAUAUUGACAACAUGUUUAACUCAGGGACAAUUUUUCUGAAAGUUUAGGUAAAAUUAAAAAAAAAUUGUCUCUUGUUUACUCGUUUGAUAGGUCUGAAAAAGCAGGCCUACCGUUCAGUUAAUUACUUCAAAUCCUGGUAAUGGGCAGAAGGGUUGUAGCAGCGAAGGUCCGAGUACUAGGAGUUCGUAUGCAAAUUAAAAAAAGCUAGUGAAGUGUAUUCCUUGAUUGGCUUAUUCAUUCAAAAAUAUUUUUCGAGCCACGAUAACUUGGAAGUUGGUUGACUUUCAUUGGCACAAUUAGUGUGCGAUACAAUUUUCCAGUCUCUUUGUGAAUAUUUGAUGGAUUAUUCGAGUUUGAUGGUGGACAUACUCUUAAAACGUACCCGUAGGGUACUCCCUACAAUGGCCCAUACGGGGAGCCUCCGCCCAAAAGGAAUAUCUCAUUUAGGCUUUGGGUACAUAAAAGAGUAGGGAUUUACUUGCUGAAGUAUAUGAAAGGGUAGGGAAAUGUAUCAUUUCUGUCUGUAAAAAGGACCGAAGGCCUAACAGAUGCAUUUUAUGGCUGUGUGAAAGUCUAGAUAACGUUCUAGUUUUGUGAUUAAUUCAUAUUUAAAGAAAUUUGGAGUACAGCAGUUAAAACGUGAAAGGAGUACCAUUAGUCGCGAAGGGUAGAAGGUAUACAAAAGGGGUACCUUUUCUGUCAUAAUUAAAUGGUAUACAAAAGGGUAAGUGGCUGGACCUAGGGGCGGAGCCUUCCCGUAUAAACCUUUCUUGAGUACUCCCCCCUUCACAGCGAAAUAAACUUUCUACCAGGUGAUCAAUUACUUCUUAGUGACUUGAAGUUCAAUGAGCGCUAACAACAACAGCUAAAAUUCACAUAUAUUUUUUUACCCUCAGUUUUCAGAAAACUAAUUCAUCUUACUCACCCCCCAACCGCUGCUUUUGAUUUUUUUCUUUCCAUAGGUGAAAGGCAAGAGUUUGCUUCAGCGUUAACGAAAUUAUCAAGCUGUUAAGGUUAAGGUGAGCUCUCUAACGAAGAAUCUUUCUCAAAUACAAUCUCCAUUAUUCUUGAUAUUUAAGAAGUCGACGUCAGCUCUCUUAGUUCACCUCCUAACUUCUCUUUUUCAACUAACCAAACUUUAUUCGAUUUCUUCUUGAAGGGAGGAGAAAAGAUAAUUAAAAAAACAAUGUUCUCCAGGAAGAUCUCUUCAACCGAGUGCAGCACAUGGUUGGGUGUACUCCUUACUGUAACUGUUGCUGUAGUUGCAGUGAACCUCCUAUCAAUUGUUCUUUUUGUAAAGAACAGUAAUCUUCGCACUCGUGCCAUGUACUUGGUUAUAAACUUAACCGUGGCUGAUAUGUUUGUUGGAGGAAUUGCCAUUUUCGAUGUAGUAUUUCAAUUCCUCCUCUACGGUUGCGAAAGUGAAAAUAUACUUCAGAGCUUUUUUAAGCGGGAAUGGCAAGCUGUUUCAUUUACCACGAUCAACAUGUGGCUUCCUCUCACCUCUGUAACAGGCAUUGCAGUAAUUUCUUUAGAUCGGAUGCAUGCGACGUUUCGUCCAUUCAGGCAUCGCAACAUCAAAAAAUGGGCCUACGGGGUAACAAUCGCUUGCGUCUGGAUUUUAACUGCGAUGUUAUCAACUUCCUUUCCGUUAAUGAUUCUGUAUGGGAACUGGUCACAACAACAGUGGGAAUUGGUAUUUCCUUUGUACCUAUGGCUCUCAUAUUGCUGCCUUUGCCUUAUUGUUAUCUGUGUUUCCUACACCUCCAUUGCUUUAAAAUUUUGGUGUGGAACUCGUCCUCCGUCCCACGGUGCAGCCAAUAGACAAAGAAAACUGACUGUGACAUUAUUCAUAACGACCCUUGUAUCUUUGCUGUUGUUGUUACCGUAUGUUAUAUAUAUUUUUGUUUCUUUGAGUGUUAUACGCAGCUUAGUGACAUUUUUUCGUCUGCUAUUAUCUUUAACUCUUAUAUACCACACAAACUCGCUUGUUAAUCCCAUAAUUUACACAAUCAGAAUUCUAGAGUUCAGAAGAGCUCUCCUGAUGUUACUUAAAAGUCGACAAAGACAAAAUGCUGCUAUUGCUCUUGAAGGCCGUUAA